This is a messenger RNA of Gossypium raimondii (Peruvian cotton), 1504 nucleotides long. RefSeq names its product 2-alkenal reductase (NADP(+)-dependent). NCBI's taxonomy places the organism in Eukaryota, Viridiplantae, Streptophyta, Magnoliopsida, Malvales, Malvaceae. The transcript is spliced from 5 exons. The coding region runs from base 357 to 1388 and encodes 343 amino acids. The record is from RefSeq and is a predicted model, not a curated record. Gene Ontology annotation, molecular function: oxidoreductase activity, acting on the CH-CH group of donors, NAD or NADP as acceptor.
UUGGGUUUUAAGUGGUUUGGGUCUUGUCUUGUAUUGAUUAUAUUUUUGUAUGGAAUUUGUUCACAUGAGAUUUGAAAAAACCCUUUUUUAUAUGAAUGAAAUUUCAGUCUGACAAAACAAAGGGGCUCAAAAGUAUAUAAAUUCAUUAAAAUCCAAAUUAUAUUACUUUAUUAAAAUUAGAGUUGGAGGUAGGUAGAUAUAGUAGCCUAGAGGAACACACGCAAAGCAAAGAAGUAAAGGUGAUAGUUUGACUAGAGAGAGUUAGGUGGGUUGAGCUGACGGGUGAGAGUUGCCUAUAAAUGCAAGGAGAAAACAGGGGGUGUAGAGACCGGUGAAUACUACACUUUUUUGAGGGAAUGGCGACAGUAGAGAACAGGCAAGUGGUGCUUGAAAGGUACAUAGAAGGAGUACCCAAGGUGACAGACAUGGCAAUGAAGAUUGGGAAAAUAGAGUUGAAGGCUCCCAAAGGCUCGGGUGCUUUUCUAGUCAAGAAUCUCUAUCUCUCUUGUGAUCCUUACAUGAGAGGUCGCAUGCGUGAUUUUCAUGGUUCUUAUAUCCCACCUUUUGUUCCUUCUCAGCCUAUUGAAGGAUUUGGAGUGGGAAAAGUGUUGGAUUCUGAUAACCCUGAUUUCAAACCAGGAGAUUUCAUUUCAGGAAUCACUGGAUGGGAAGAGUACAGCUUGAUUCACAACACUUCACAGUUGAGAAAGAUUCAACCAGAUGAUGCUAUCCCUCUCUCUUACCACUUGGGACUUCUUGGUAUGCCAGGUUUUACUGCUUAUGUAGGAUUUUAUGAAAUCUGUAGCCCAAAGAAAGGGGAAUAUGUUUUUGUAUCUGCAGCUUCAGGAGCUGUUGGUCAGCUUGUUGGACAACUUGCCAAGUUACAUGGCUGCUAUGUAGUUGGAAGUGCUGGAAGUAGGCAAAAGGUUGAUCUUCUUAAGAACAAGCUUGGGUUUGAUGAAGCCUUUAACUACAAAGAGGAGGCAGACCUAGAUGCUGCUUUGAAAAGGUACUUCCCAGAAGGAAUCGAUAUCUACUUCGACAACGUGGGCGGGGAGAUUCUGGAUGCAGCUUUGCUCAACAUGCGGAUUCACGGUCGUAUAGCUGUUUGCGGAAUGGUGUCGCUACAUAGCAUCUCCGAUCCGAAAGGGAUUCACAAUUUGUAUUGUGUUGUACCAAAGCGCAUCAAGAUGCAAGGAUUCUUGCAAAGCGACUACUUAGAUAAAUUCCCUGAGUUUUUAGAACAUGUCACUAAGAACUUCAAAGAGGGGAAGAUUGUGUACAUUGAAGACAUGAAUAACGGUUUAGAGAGUGGUCCAGCUGCUUUUGUUGGACUAUUUUCAGGCCAAAACAUUGGCAAGCAGGUCAUAUGUGUAGCCAGAGACUGAGCUUUUUGUAGCACCUGUACUGCUUUUUUUGCCUUCUAUCUAACUUUGUAUGUUUAGUUUUUGUGCUCAGACGGGCAAAAUAAUGUAGAUGAUGCACACCAGGUUGUUAUGUUUCA